Messenger RNA from Drepanopeziza brunnea f. sp. 'multigermtubi' MB_m1, 1794 nucleotides. RefSeq lists its product as uncharacterized. The record is from RefSeq and is a predicted model, not a curated record. Gene Ontology annotation, molecular function: transporter activity. Gene Ontology annotation, biological process: transport. Lineage: Eukaryota; Fungi; Ascomycota; Leotiomycetes; Helotiales; Drepanopezizaceae. Gene Ontology annotation, cellular component: membrane.
AUGGGCCUUUCUUUCAACACAACCUGCAAUGUCACGCUCGAGGAUUUGCGAAUUGGGAAGUCAGAGGAGAUCCUCGCUGCGAACAUGAGCUUCCACUCCCUAGGCCUGAUCGUCGCAGCAGCUUGCACCCUCAUAGCCGUCCUAAUCUCCUUCUACCUCAUCUUCAUGCACGCGACGCAUUACACGAAGCCCUACGAACAGCGCCACAUCAUUCGCAUCCUGUUCAUGAUCCCCGUCUACGCCAUCGCCUCUGUCCUCACAUUCCGCUUUUACUGGCACGCCGUCUACUUCCGGGUUAUAUGCGACUGCUACGAAGCUUUUGCCAUCGCCUCCUUCUUCGCCCUACUGUGCCAUUACAUCGCCCCCAACCUACACGAGCAGAAGAUGUAUUUCCGUAGCAUCGAGCCGAAAGGUUGGGUCUGGCCUGUCUCAUGGCUCAAUAAAUGCUGCGGCGGGGAGAGGGGCCCGUGGAGGACACCACGGAGCGGGUUGACAUGGUUCAACAUCAUCUGGACGGGCGUCUACCACUACUGCUUUAUUCGGGUUUCCAUGACGGUCACGGCUGUUAUCACGCAGCAUUUUAAGAAGUACUGCGAGUCGUCAAACUCGCCUGUAUUUGCGCACAUUUGGAUUCUUGUUAUUGAAAGUGUGGCGGUGACGAUCGCCAUGUACUGUUUGAUCCAGUUCUAUAUCCAGCUUCGCCUCGAUCUUGGGCCACACAGUCCCUUCCUCAAGGUGCUGGCUAUCAAGCUAGUUAUUUUUUUGUCAUUCUGGCAGUCGUUUGUGAUCAGUAUCCUGACGUCGACAACCGUAAAAGUGCUGGAGCCGACUUCUAAGAUCGCCUAUCCGGAUCUGAGCGUGGGGAUUCCAUCAUUGUUGCUUUGCAUCGAGAUGGCUCUUUUUGCCGUCUUGCACCUCUUCGCCUUCUCGUGGAAACCUUACGCUUCGUCCUCCUUUGGAUCUGAUUACCCCAUGUCUCGUCUCAAGAACACCCACGGGCCAAAGCAAGGCGGCUUCCUGGGCCUUAAAGCCUUCGCAGACGCCAUGAACCCCUGGGACUUGGUAAAAGCAUUCGCCCGCGGAAUGCGCUGGCUCUUUGUCGGUGUCAAGGAACGUGAAAACGACCCUUCGUACAAAUUCGGCGCCUUCGACGUCAACAGCCCCCAAAAUGAGUCCGUGAGCUUGGAUUCCACCGACCCGAACGGCCCAAAACGCCCCGAGAAAAGGAAUCUCCCCAUCGCCGAGGAAUUUCGAAGAAGUAAGUUUGGGCUGUCGGGUUUUGGGUUGCAGAAACAAGAUGACGAAGGCAAGGGCUUGAUUGCACAUGCGCAACCGCACCCUGUGAGUCACAGCUCACCGAAUCCGUUUCAGAAAUUCCAGCACAGGUCCGGAUACAUCCCAGCGAGACAACGAUACGACAUCAAUGGGCAGGACGUAUCUUCUGGGGGGACGGUGUACAACGGUGCCUACCACCAUCCUCCUCGCCCAGGGGGAAUAUCUCGCAGUUCCAGUCUGGUCUCAGCCGAGGACAUCGGGAUCGCAAUUACAGACCCGCCUGAAAUUUAUCAGUCACAUGUGGUGCAGCCGUAUUUUCCGAAGCCUCGGGGCGAGACGUAUCGGGAUGAACUGAGAGAGGAGAGGAGGAAACUGCACCCCCAGCCCCCGUCGGAGCAAUGGGCAAACGCCAGUUGGCCUGCUCCGCCCGGGGUGCAGAAUGCGUCAUGGGGGCAGCAGGGUCAACAGUGGCCGCAGAAUCGCAACUCUCCUCGAGACUUUGAUCCACGACUGUUCUAG